This is a messenger RNA of Oncorhynchus kisutch (coho salmon), 704 nucleotides long. Its product is annotated as bone morphogenetic protein receptor type-2. Gene Ontology annotation, cellular component: plasma membrane; signaling receptor complex. Gene Ontology annotation, biological process: protein phosphorylation; BMP signaling pathway; cellular response to growth factor stimulus. Gene Ontology annotation, molecular function: transforming growth factor beta receptor activity; ATP binding. Lineage: Eukaryota; Metazoa; Chordata; Actinopteri; Salmoniformes; Salmonidae. The record is from RefSeq and is a predicted model, not a curated record.
ACAACCAGUUGCAGUGUGAAGAGACCAUAGUCAUCUCCUUGGCUGUUGUCUCUGUGCUGGCUGUCAUCAUCUUUGCUGCCUUCUUCGGUUACCGCAUGAUGCACAGAGGUGGUAAACAGGGCCUUCAUAAUCUCAACAUGAUGGAGGGAGCUGGUUCUGAGAGCUCUCUGGACCUGGACAACCUCAAACAACUGGAGCUGAUAGGUCGAGGCCGGUACGGCUCGGUGUUCUGUGGUUCGUUGGACGAGCGACAAGUGGCUGUGAAGGUGUUCAGCUCAGCCAAUCGGCAGAACUUCCUGAACGAGUGUUCCAUUUAUUGUCUCCCCCUGCUGGAGCAUGACAACAUCGCACACUUCAUCGCUGCCGACGAACGGCUGGGGGCCGAGGGCCGAGUGGAGUACCUUCUGGUCAUGGAGUACUACCCCCACGGCUCUUUGUAUCGCUAUCUGGGCCUGCAGACAGGAGACUGGAUGAGUAGCUGUCGUCUGGCCCAUUCCAUCACCAGAGGCCUGGCCUACCUGCAUACUGAGCUGCUUAAAGGAGACUUCUACAAGCCAGCUGUGUCUCACAGAGAUCUGAACAGUCGGAACAUUCUGGUGAAGAACGACGGAACGUGUGUCAUCAUCGACUUUGGCCUCUCCAUGAAGUUGACGGGGAACCGGCCGGUACGACAGGGAGAGGAGGAGAACGCUGCCAUCAGUGAG